AUGCUCUCACCAGAGAAAGGGAACACGUAUGGAAUGGGAGGUGGCAUCGGUGCUGACGAAAACCACGACGCCGCCGCUCUCGAUGCGAGAAAGAAGAGAACCUUCCGCAAGUUCUCGUACCGCGGUAUUGAUCUCGACAAGCUCUUGGACCUCUCGUCCGAGCAGUUGAUGGACCUCGUCAACGCCCGCCCCCGCAGACGUUUCCAGCGCGGUCUUAAGCGCAAGCCCAUGGGUCUUAUCAAGAAGCUCCGUCAGGCCAAGAAGGACGCCCCCGCCCUCGAGAAGCCCGCCGUCGUCAAGACCCACCUCCGUAACAUGAUCGUCGUCCCCGAGAUGAUCGGCUCCGUCGUUGGUGUCUACAACGGAAAGACUUUCAACCAGGUCGAGAUCAAGCCCGAGAUGAUUGGUCACUACCUCGGAGAGUUCUCCAUCACCUACAAGCCCGUCAAGCACGGUCGCCCCGGUAUUGGUGCCACUCACUCUUCCCGUUUCAUUCCCCUCAAGUAA
This is a messenger RNA of Linnemannia hyalina, 507 nucleotides long. NCBI's taxonomy places the organism in Eukaryota, Fungi, Mortierellomycota, Mortierellomycetes, Mortierellales, Mortierellaceae. The record is from the annotation of a GenBank genome assembly.